CUUUUAGCAGUCAAAAUGUUUGACCUUCUUUCUCAAGUUAUUAAAACGUACUUCUGACCAACUUUACUGUUUGCGCUUACAAUCUAAUAUUUAUGAUGUGGGAGUUAUAAGAGGGAAAAUGUGAACAUGGGAAGGGAAUUAACGUCACGGAAAUAGUUGGACUGAUUUAAUGGAAUAUAAUUCGUAUAAAACAGAUAUGAAGGUGGCUUUACAGAAGUAUCUAGAACGAACCAUUUUGUUCGUAUUGUGCAUGUGCGUAAUGUGUUUGCUCAUACAGAACAGUUUGUUACAACAGUCCCGCACGGGCUAUCUAAUCAUUCAUCAAAACGGUGAGUCGUUCCGGGUGAGGUCUAGGAAAUAUUUACAGACUGAUACUUUAACAAACAGUGGUCAACAUCUUGCUUAUAAACGGUCUGAUAAAGAUGAUAACCUCACAACAACGCAAUCACCGUUCCAAGAUACUUUACUGCAAUGGCGCCAAUAUGAAAGAGAGGCUCUGGCGGUGUUUAUCUUGAGCGCCAUUGGCUCAAAUUCUACAAAAAAGGGAGGCUACAAACGCGAAAUUAAAUUGAACGGUUGGGAGGCUAUGAAGCACCGGUUGGCGAGUAUCAAGUGCUGUGUUUUAUGGAAUACUGAUAAAUUUUCUUACUUUAAAGAUCCUGAGAAAAUUUUCUGGAAAAGUAGCAGACUAGCUGCAACACAAUUUACAUGUCCCAUUCGAGGACCUUUAGUAGACGUAAGGGGUGUAACUCUUGAGUUCAGAAAGAAGCCAUGUCCGAGGGACGAAUCCGUGUAUGUGAAACCAUUUCUACCAAAACUUCAACCGAAAGAAUCAUUUGCAAUUUGUGUAAAAAUAGUUUACGGUGUUGUAGAUAUGAAGCUCCUGGUAGACUGGAUGGAAUAUUACCGUGAAAUGAAAGUAGACAAAGUAUUCAUGUUUACGUAUAAUUUAACAAGAAACAUAGAAACAGUUCUACAGCAUUAUACAAAUACAGGCUUCUUAGAAAGAAGACAUUUUGAUUUUCCAUGGAAGAAAGAUGGUUUAAUGAAGCGGGAGAUCGGUGUAAAGAUGCGAGUGUGUGGCAAGAUGAACAGGUGGUUUGUGUUCGAUUGUUACCAGCGUCUCCAAGGUUACACGUACAUCUCCAUUAUUGACCUUGACGAGUUUCUGUUACCAAGAAAACACAGCAACAUAAAGAAAAUGAUGAAUGAUAUCACAAGACAGUACCCAAAAGCUGCUGGAUUUACACUAAAAAGUUUUAUUUUCGCAAAAGAUUGGAAUAAAACUGUAGCUACAAGUGGUUCUGACAUUGUGCAAUAUUUACGGAGAACACCGGCUCUCUACACACGACAGAAAAAUAUCCUUAUUCCAGGGCGGGUUCAACCAAAAAGUCUCGAUACUCACGAGUUUGAGCCCGAGACUGGAUAUGAAAGAAUAAAACUACCGGAGUCUACAGCUGCACUAAAUCAUUACCGCACGUGCUAUUCCGACUUCCGGAAAUUAUGCAGAAACAAGAAAAAGAGAAUUUUUGAUAAAGCAAUUUUAAAUGUGGUUGAUAGAUUUAGAAAUAGAACUUUAUGGAUAAAUGAUGUUGGUAUUUUAUGAUUUAAAGAUUAUGUUUCGUUAGGUAUUCAAGUUAUAAAUGACUGGAGGAAACUUAAAAUACAUUCAAUCACCACGAGAACACUCGUGCGGCGAUUUGCAAAAUCACGUGGCAGCAGCAAGAAACAUUAAAACAAAACAUCUUGGACAGCCGCAAGAACGCUAUCAAUAUUUUAUAAAUGUGUGUAAGAUAUUUUAACUUAACUAGUACUGUGUUAGUGUAUUUUGUCUGAACUUUAAUUGUUUUAUUAUUUUUU
This is a messenger RNA of Ruditapes philippinarum (Manila clam), 1860 nucleotides long. RefSeq lists its product as uncharacterized. Lineage: Eukaryota; Metazoa; Mollusca; Bivalvia; Venerida; Veneridae. The transcript has 6 exons. The coding region runs from base 170 to 1606 and encodes 478 amino acids. The record is from RefSeq and is a predicted model, not a curated record.